ACUCCAGACCCGUCACCAGCUUUGUUGCUCUUCUCUGUAUGCGCUCCAGGGCCUCAACAUCUUUCUUCUAGUGAGGGGUCCAAAACUGAACACCGCACUUGAGGUGCAGUCUUACCAGAGCUGAGUACAGGGGGACAAUCACCUCCCUGCUUCUGGUGGCUGUGCUAUUUCUGAUACAAGCCAGGAUGCCAUUGGGCUUCUUGGCCACCUAGGCACGCUACUGGCUCAUUUUCAGCCAAGCGUUGACCAACACCCCCAGAUCCUUUUCCUCCUCACAUCUUCCCAGCCACUCUGCCCUAAGCCUGUAGCACUACAUGGGGUUGCUGUGGCCAGAGUGCAGGACUGGACACUUGGUCUUCUUUAACUUCAUCCCAUUGGCCUCAGCCCAUCAAUCCAGCAUGUCUGGGUCCCUCUGUUGAGCCUGCAAGCAGAGUCCAUGAGAGAAGACCAGUCCUGAAAGUCAACCGCUCCCCUCAGCCUUCCUUGGCUGGAAUGGUACCACUGGGCCCCCUGCUAGGCUGCGCUUGAGCAGGUUCUGCUGUGCAGCUGCUGCUGAAAGGAAACACCGCUGCAGCAGGCCUGCUGCUGCCACAAAGCUGUAAUUGAAGCACUCUGCCCACUUCUGCUGGCAAAACAGGCCAGGAUGUGUCUGCAGCAAGGCUGCAAUAAGCAGCAAUGCAUCAGUGACUCCUGGCAGGAAGCUGAGGAUCACAGAAACUGUGGUCUUUUCAGUCUAAGAUUGUAAUUUUGAUUUUCAGAUAGUGGCAUUAAACUGUGGUGGAAAGGACAAGCAUUUCCCUAUCAGUUUACACUGGUAAUGCAUUAUUAAUGAUGCAGAACUAGAGAGCUUACCUGGAGGUCUUUGAGAAAGGUCUUCAGCAGCACACCUAGAAGCUGGGUAGUUCAGAUGCUGUUGAGUCUUUCCGAGUAAAAUAUAGCUUGAUUAAAAGAAAAAAAAGUUUGGCAACUUUUUUUUCAAUUCAUUUGGGAGAAUACUGCAAAGAAAAACAUGGGCUUUGCAUCUGGAAGUUACACUUGAGGCAGAGCUUUUUGUUAUUAUCAUUUCUACUGUUGUAAUAUGUUUGCUGCUGCAACCAAAAACUUUGUUAAACAGGUUGGUGAUGGAGGAAGACUAGUGCCAGUGCCCAGCCUCAGUGAAGCUGAUAAGUAUCAACCUCUCAGCCUUGUGAUUAAGAAAAGAAAAUGUUUGCUUUCGAAAAAAUCUAAAUUUGCUUCAACACCUUUCACAUUAAAAGACAUUCUUGAAGGGGAGAAAGAAAUUUCUGCAGGUGUUUCAUCCUACCAGCUGCUCAACUAUGAAGACAAAUCAGAUGUUUCACUCAAUGGUAGAAGAGGAAAUCAGAUAAUCAAUGAUGUUGGUUUUGAUGUUGCUGGAUCAGAUUCUAUUGCCUUUAAAGCUUCAUUUGGCAUAGUGACCAAACACGAGGUUGAAGUACCAACAUUGCUUAAAGAACUUACUACAAGAAAAAUAAACUUUGAUCAUUGUCUAGUCCAUCAAACAAGAAAAAGUAGGAUGGAGAUUCUGUGUGUCGUCAUGGAAAGCAUUAGGACAACAAGACAGUGCUCACUAACUGUUCAUACUGGGAUGCGUGGAGAGACAAUGAGGUUUCACAUUAUUGAAGACCAAAAUUAUAAAGGACGGGACAAAGCCAUUGUUUUUCCUGCACAUACAACAAUUGCUUUUAGUGUAUUUGAACUUUAUAUUCACUUGGAUGGUAAUUUUGAACUGUGUGUGACUCCAGUUGCAAAGGGGGGAUUUGAAAAAGAGAAAUCUGGAUCAUCUUCAAUGAACAAAUUAAGGAGAUUAAAGAAUAAUCUCUUUCAUCGAAAUAAAAGAGUAGUGGCUAUCAUCCCUAGCUCUGAUGGUUACUUGGAUGACCUUUUUACAGACUAUUAUGAAAAAGCUGCAAGCAUGACUGAUCUCUCUACAAGCUAUCUUAGAGAAGGGGCACACGUCCGAAUAAAUUUACUUAAUAACAACAUCCCCAAAGGUCCUUGUGUCCUUUGUGGAAUGGGAAGUUCUAGAAGAGAAACAGUCUAUGGGUGCCUAGAGUGUUCUUUUAAUGGACAGAAGUACGUACGACUGCAUGCCGUGCCCUGUUUCGACCUCUGGCAUAAAAGAGUGAAGUAACUGCUCUAGGUUGGCAGCCUCGGUGGUUUGUCUUAGACAAUGGGAUAUUGUCAUACUAUGAUUCACAGGAUGAUGUUUGCAAAGGCAGCAAAGGAAGUAUAAAGAUGGCUGUGUGUGAAAUAAAAG
Molecule: messenger RNA, 2278 nt
Organism: Numida meleagris (helmeted guineafowl)
Lineage: Eukaryota; Metazoa; Chordata; Aves; Galliformes; Numididae
Gene: PJVK
Product: deafness, autosomal recessive 59
Exons: 7
Coding region: 1079-2152 (357 amino acids)
Biological process (GO): programmed cell death
Cellular component (GO): cytoplasm
Source: RefSeq, a predicted model, not a curated record